Messenger RNA from Metarhizium album ARSEF 1941, 2232 nucleotides. RefSeq names its product Origin recognition complex, subunit 1. The coding region runs from base 1 to 2232 and encodes 743 amino acids. The transcript is spliced from 3 exons. Gene Ontology annotation, cellular component: nuclear origin of replication recognition complex. Gene Ontology annotation, molecular function: ATP hydrolysis activity; DNA replication origin binding; ATP binding. Gene Ontology annotation, biological process: DNA replication initiation; mitotic DNA replication checkpoint signaling. Lineage: Eukaryota; Fungi; Ascomycota; Sordariomycetes; Hypocreales; Clavicipitaceae. The record is from RefSeq and is a predicted model, not a curated record.
AUGGCGCCACAUAGCGUCAUUAAAAUUGUCCCCGAGCCUACUUUUAGGAAAAGGAAGCUUCCGCCCGGUAUCAGCCGCGAGGAUUCGGACGACGAGCUGGGCAGCGAUGAUAUACCCUGGGAAUGGAUUUACAACGUCGAGGACCGGGAGCGAGCGAACCAUGAUGCACAAAACGACCGAAAGAGGCGAAAAGUCUCGGGGACCAAAAUUGUUGGAGCUCGAAUGGGCAAAUUUGAAUGUCAGAUAGGUGACACGGUCUUGCUGAAAGCUGAUGGCUCCAAUGAGGCUUGGGUAGGAAUCAUUUGCGAGUUUGUAGAGGACGACGGGGAAGGGGACAAGGCCGCCAACUUUAUGUGGUUUUCAACAGAGAAGGAAAUUCGCAACAGGGAUAAAAAGCGAACCGAUUUCUAUCAGAACGAGCUUUACAUAUCCCCGUCGUGGGAUAUCAAUCCCCUGGCAUCAAUCAAUGGAAAGGCAAAAGUUAUGUCACUGGAAGCCUUCCUGUCAAAAUACCCUGCCGGAAGAGUACCCCGUCAGUCGAAAGACUAUGGGAAGACGUUUGUUUGUCGUCGAGGUUGCAACACGAGAACGGCAACUUACACGGAAGAGUUCAUUUGGGAAGAGAUGUAUUCGAGUGCUGGUGACAUUUUCAAAUUGAUAGACUUUGUCGAGAAGAACACAAAGGCAGUUCGGGGUCGACGGAAAGCUCGCGAGCAAUCGUCACAAGACACAGCAUAUAUGCCUCCACAAACCCCUACUAAAGGUUCCCGAUCUGUUGUCACGACACCGCAGUCCAAACGUGGUCAUGCAGAGCCAGGGUCUCGCUCACAAAAGAGGUACACACCACUGCCUUUCUUUCCCCUGGUCCUAUCGACACUAAUUAGUACCGUUAGGGGACUUGGAAAGAAGCUCGAGUUCACACCACUAGCAAUGAGAAAGCUCUCUCCCAGCGCUGUUCAGUCUUCGCCAUUCCAAAUAGCACGCUCCCGCCUUCACGUUUCCUCUAUCCCAACAAGCCUGCCUUGUCGAGAAGGCGAGUUCUCCCUCGUCUAUUCGCACCUUGAAGCAGCGAUUACAGAGGGUAGCGGAAAUUGCAUUUACAUCUCGGGCACCCCCGGCACAGGCAAGACAGCUACAGUUCGCGAGGUCAUAUCUCGACUGGAGGAUGCAGUUGGGUCGGACGAAUUAGAUGACUUCAUCUUCGUGGAGAUCAAUGGCAUGAAGAUCACUGACCCCCAUCAGUCGUAUUCUCUCCUCUGGGAAGCAUUACGAGGACAACGAGCAAGCCCAUCGCAAGCACUUGAUCUGCUAGAGAGAGAGUUCAAUAAUCCCAGCCCACGACGUGUUCCCUGCGUAGUGUUGAUGGACGAGCUGGAUCAGCUGGUGACGAAAAAUCAGGCCGUCAUGUACAACUUCUUCAACUGGCCGACUUUACGGCAUAGUCGUCUUAUUGUUCUGGCCGUUGCGAACACCAUGGAUCUUCCAGAAAGAACACUCAGUAACAAGAUCAGCAGUCGUCUAGGUCUUACUCGUAUCACAUUUCCAGGUUAUACCCACGAGCAGCUUAUGAAGAUUAUACAGUCCCGGUUGGAAGGUGUUCCCGGAAACGUCGUGGACGCAGACGCUGUUCAAUUUGCAAGCAGAAAGGUAGCCGCCGUGAGUGGCGAUGCCAGGAGAGCCCUGGAUAUCUGCCGCCGAGCCGUGGAAAUUGCAGAAGGCGAUGCGCAGGGUGACCCGAUGACGCCGAGCAAAAACGGCACACAAGACUUGACUCGCCGUGGAAAGGUCACCAUCGCGACUAUCAAGAAGGCCAUAAACGAAGCGACGACAAGCCCAGUGCAACAACACCUGAGAGGACUUCCAUUGAUGUCCAAACUCGUCAUGGCGGCUGUACUUCUCAGGAUUCGAAGAACAGGUUUGGUAGAGUCAACUUUUGGCGAGAUCUUGGACGAAUUGCAAAAAGCAACAGCUCAUUCAUCGCCCGCACUUCCCGGCAUGGCACAAAUUCUAGACAGCGGCCUUCAGGGGACGCCAGGUGUGGCCCAACGACGUCAAGGGAGGCCAAGCUACGUCCACACAGCUGCGCUGGAUCUUGUUGCAGCAGGACUCCUAAAUUUGGAAGCCCAUCGAGCCGAACGUUCUAGUAAGCUGCGCCUGGCUAUUGCCGAUGACGAGGUCAAGAUGGCACUUCGGGACGAUGGAGAACUGAAAGCCAUGGGACUCGGUGUAUAG